This is a messenger RNA of Xenopus laevis (African clawed frog), 852 nucleotides long. Its product is annotated as vomeronasal type-2 receptor 26-like. NCBI's taxonomy places the organism in Eukaryota, Metazoa, Chordata, Amphibia, Anura, Pipidae. The record is from RefSeq and is a predicted model, not a curated record. The transcript has a single exon. The coding region runs from base 1 to 852 and encodes 283 amino acids.
AUGUGUAUUGAGAAACAAAUUGAGUUCCUCUCUUAUGACAAUGAUUACUUAGGCAUAGCCUUCACAAUGAACUCUUUGAUAUUGUUUACGGUAGGGGCAGUUAUAUUGGGAAUAUUUAUUUCGUUUCGAAACACUCCAGUAGUGAAAGCCAAUAAUCGCAAUCUGAGCUUUAUUCUCCUUGUCUCCAUCAAGCUGAGCUUCCUCUCUGUGUUUCUGUUCCUUGGUCGUCCUUCUGAUAUAACCUGCAUGCUCAGGCAAACAUCAUUUGGAAACACCUUCUCCAUAGCUGUGUCUUGUGUUCUAGCUAAGACUAUCCUGGUUUAUAUUGUUUUCAAAGCCACAAAGCCUGGAAGCUCUUGGAGUAAAUGGGUAGGAGCAAAACUGUCACAUUAUAUUGUUCUUGUUUGUUCAUUCAUUCAAAUACUGAUAACGGUUUUAUGGCUGUCUAUUUCUCCUCCCUUUGUGGAAUACAAUAUAAUUUCUGAACCUGGAAAAAUAAUCAUUCAGUGCAACGAGGGUUCAGUGGUUGCCUUUUACAUUGUCCUCUCCUACAUGGGAUUGUUGGCAUCUUUGAGCUUCAUUGUAGCUUUCUUGGCUCGGACAUUACCAGACAGUUUUAAUGAGGCCAAGUACAUCACUUUCAGCAUGUUGCUCUUCUGCAGUGUUUGGAUCACAAUGAUCCCGGCCUAUCUGAGCACCAAAGGCAAAAACACUGUGUGUGUGGAGAUAUUUGCCAUAAUCACUUCAAGCUGUGGCCUUCUCUUCUGUAUAUUUCUCCCAAAAUGUUACAUUAUUUUAUUAAAGCCAGAGAUGAACUCGAAACAGUACUUACUAGGGAACCCAAAUAAAUAG